Messenger RNA from Caenorhabditis auriculariae, 1255 nucleotides. The record is from the annotation of a GenBank genome assembly. Lineage: Eukaryota; Metazoa; Nematoda; Chromadorea; Rhabditida; Rhabditidae.
AUGCCCAUAUUUGUACAAGACCCUAUAAAACCGUUCUUCAAUCACUCCGCUGCUUCUUUCUCCAAGGAUUUUGCAACUCUUUCCCUAUCCCAGAUGAACGCCUAUUUCGCCGUUUUCCUGCUCGCUGUGGCUCCAUUCGCAGUGUUCGCCUACGAAAACGCGGCAGACUCAGGUUGGUUCAAAAUCAUCUCAUUUUUGAAGCUAUAGGCAUUUCUGAUCAUCUACUGACUUUCAGACUUGACGGCAAACGGUCAGCGCUUCGCUCGGGACCUCCAGAACCAGAACAACAAGAAAUUCGCUUUCGCUUUCGCCAAGAGAGGUAAUGGAAAAGACAAGAUUGUGAAAAAAAAAAUGGAGCCGUUAAAAAGAAAUGGUGCUACAACGAUAUAUCGUGAGGUUUGACUUUCUACGGUGACCUUUACGCGCGAAACUUUAAAAUUUGAAUAUAUAUAUAUAUAUAUAUAUAUAUAUAUAUAAUCAGGAAUUUUCAACGAAUUAAAACAUUCUCGCUUAAAUCUCAUCGUAAAAGUUACAGUAACUCGUUGUAGGACCUAAUUUGUCUCCAGUUCUUGGAAUUCCAAUAUUGCCAAUUCAGCGAAAUUAUUUUGAAUGAAAAACGCAUCGAUUUUGAAAUCGUCUAUAUCACUUUGAACACUACAUGACUUGAAAGACAAUGAGGAAUUAAUAAUUGGAAAAAAAAAUGAAAUCAGUUAUAAUUCAGCUCAGAUCUGUCCCACGAACUCUAUCUAGGCUUUAAUCGCUUCAGAACGAAAAAUUAAUAAAUAAAUAAACGAGAAUUCCGAAACUUGAUGGCGAAAUAUAUGGAAAAAGGCUUUUUCAACUUGUCAUUUUUCAGGUGAUGAAGAUGCUGCUUCAAGAUUCGCGUGGUCUAGAAGAAGUGGGGAUUUUUUUCUAUCAUUUCAUUCAAAAAAUCACAAAAAUUUGUGACGCGAAACGAACGUGUCGGGGCAUUUCUAGUGACCACUUUAGUAGCGUCAACACUCUUAAGUGAUCCCUAGGAUUUUUCAGGAACCCGUAUCCGGUUCUCGUUACCGAGGUUCGAUGAAAUAAUCUUUAAAUUGGUAAUUUUCAGACGAGCAACCUUUCGCCUUCGCCCAACCCGAUACUGAAGAUUAUCGUUUCGCUUUCGCCAAACGACGAGGUGAAAAAAUAUCAUUUUUUGGAUGAAUAUUGAAAUUUUUCAGAAGCUGACAAAUUCGCGCGAUUCGCACGCGCAUCUUCUCGGUUUGCUUGA